UAUUACAUGAUGAUGACGCAGUUCCGGUGCGCUGCCAGCUCUCGGAGAAAUAAACAUGACGAUAUUGUAGAUUAGGCUGUUUCCAGUGCUGUAGCACUACCUUUAACAACCACCACUGAAUACAACAAGACACCGAGUAUUUAGUUUCUUCGAUCAACAUCAAGACGAGCCGUGGUCUGUGGCAGGGACAGACCCAAUUUUCACAAGCUGAGAGUUGGACCAUAACCACUGCAAUGCCUCUGCUGUUUUUGGAGAGGUUUCCUUGGCCCAGCCUGCAGACAUACACAGCACUGAGUGUUGCUCUGCUCGCUGGCAGCAUCUUCAGUGCCUACACCACUGUGACUGACCCAGGCUUUGGGGCCUUGGACACGGAUGAAACACCAGCUCCCUCUGACGUUGACAUUGCACACAUAAAUAGUGAUAUUAGUAACACAGAACUGGCAACCACGGUUCUGUGGUAUCUUGUCACUGACAGUCUGUUUGUGUGGGUGCUGGUCAACACUUUCUGCUGCUCUUUGAUGCUAAUUGCUAAGAUGAUUCAGUAUGUGGUGUUUGGUCCGCUUCGUGUCAGUGAGAAGCAGCAUUUGAAAGAUAAAUUCUGGAACUUUAUUUUCUACAAGUUCAUUUUCAUUUUCGGCGUACUGAACGUGCAGACCGUGGAUGAGGUGGUCAUGUGGUGUCUGUGGUUCUCUGCCCUUGUCUUUCUCCACCUCAUGGUGCAGCUCUGCAAAGAUCGAUUUGAAUAUCUGUCAUUCUCCCCCUCCACUCCAAUGAACAGCCACGUGCGAGUCCUUUGCCUGCUGGUCUCCUUGCUGCUGGACUGCUGCGGGCUGGCUGUGGUCUGUGGUCUGCUGGGAGCUCCCCAUGGGAUGCACACCCUCUCCUUCAUGGCAGCCGAGUGUCUGCUGGUCACUGUUCGCACCGGGCAUGUCAUCAUGAGGUACUCCAUUCAUCUGUGGGAUCUCAAUCACCCAGGAACUUGGGAGAGUAAAGGAACAUAUGUGUAUUACACUGACUUCACAAUGGAGCUGGCUAUGUUGUUUCUGGACCUCAUGCACCAUAUCCACAUGCUGCUGUUUGGUAACAUCUGGCUGUCCAUGGCAAGCUUAGUUAUCUUCAUGCAGCUGCGCUAUCUUUUCCAUGAAGUCCAGCGUCGUAUCCGCCGCCACAAAAACUACCUUCGCGUCAUCAACAACAUGGAAGCCAGAUUUGCUAUUGCUACUGCAGAGGAGCUGGCAGCUAAUGAUGACGAUUGUGCCAUCUGCUGGGAUGCCAUGUUGACAGCACGCAAACUGCCCUGUGGACAUCUUUUCCACAACUCUUGUUUGCGCUCAUGGCUGGAGCAGGACACCUCCUGUCCAACAUGCAGGACCUCUCUGAACAUCAAUGGUGAUGGAGGACAGCCAAGGGGCCAGCAGCAAGCUGGUGGUUUGGAGGACAAUAUUGGCCCUGUGGGUGCCGCUCCAGAUGCCAGACCACACAUUAACCAACACAACCACUUCUUCCACUUUGAUGGAUCACGCAUUGCCAGCUGGUUGCCGAGUUUCUCAGUCGAGGUAAUGCACACUACCAACAUCCUGGGCAUCGCUCAAGCGAACAACUCCCAGCUCCUGGCCAUGGCUCAUCAGGUCCAGGAGAUGUUCCCUCAGGUGCCCUCCUAUUUAGUAAUGCAGGACCUGCAGCUGACCCGCUCUGUGGAGGUCACCACUGACAACAUCCUGGAGGGACGUAUCCAGGUGCCUUUCCCAGCACAGGCCAUAGAGCGUGGCCCCAUACAGAUGAACCCUGCAACUGAUGAGCAGGCAGGCCCCAGUGGAGCAGAGGGGGGAGUCAGUGAAGCAGAUAACAUGGAGGUGAGGGGAGGUCGUUUCUCUAAGUCAGCUGAGGAAAGGCAGAAGAUGUUAAAGCAGAGGAAAGAAGACCUGCUGCAGCAAGCACGCAGAAGAUACCUGAAUAAAAGUUCAGAUGAACAGGAUGAGGAUUUGCCUGGACUGGAGGAAGACAGCAUCCCAGAAAUGGACUCAACUGUGCUGAGACGUAGAACCAUGGCUGCAGCUGCAGAGAGACGCAUUCAAAAUCUACAUGAUCCAGCGCCGUGAUACACAAAGGAGUCUACCCCAUCAUCGUCAUCAUCAUCGUCACGCAAAGUGGCACCAACAGAGCCCUUUCAGUGUGCCCCAUACGGUGUUCAGUCACCAAAUUCAAAACUAUAAAUAAAGUAUUGCUAACAUGACCUUUGGUCUGUGUCCUGCCUGCGAGGCGGGACUACUGAAUGGCCUUGACAUCAUUUGAGUCCAUUCUAAGUAUUUGGAGAAUUACACAAAGCAACGGGUGCAAGAUAGCAUUGCCCUCCAAUCACGUGCCACACAUUGCCACACCAGCUUUGAGCACAAGUAUCUGCCGUGACUGAGCUGAGAAUGGCUGUUUAAAAUGAGCAUGCUUAGCAUUAAGGAGAGCCAAGUCUUUAAUGAAGAUGUGGGUUCUUGUUUUUUUUCUUUUAGCAGGUUGUUCUUUCAGCUUGUUUUCAUCAUUGCAGAAAUCUCUCUGUUCUGGAUGGAAACGUUCAUCUGACAUGUUUUUAUUUUCAGUUUCCAAAUGUGAAUUAAUUGUAGUCACAACAAGGCUUUUAUUUCUUGCCUUGGGUAAGAGAAUGUCACUUUAGUAUUGUUCAGCCUUUCUGUCAAAUAUGAAUGUUUCUAUGAAAGUAAUGCUGCAAACAAAGUGUUUUUGACCCACGUGGGUUGUUCGGUUUUUAGUGUGUUCUAUUUCUCAUUGGAAACUGUUUGGAUUCUGUUAUAGAACUCGAGGGGAGGAGGCUGUGUAAAUCUUUCUAAUACUGGUUUCUAGAGAUGCAUAUGUUAUGAAGGGGAAGCCAUCCUCUCUACAAACUGCUGUUGAGUUUAGAAAAUAUGGUUUUCUGUUAAAUGUGUUCUUGGUCAUAUAUGUUCACUGUUUAUUUUAAUUAUUGGUAAAAAUAGUUAUGUUUUCUGCAGCUGGACUUGCUGCUGGGUGCUUUGAGGAUGUUUUGCCUCUCAUUCAUUAAGCGACACUAGUUCAAUUUGCAAAACACUUUUGUUUGUGAAUGAGAAACAAAAUGUUUUCAAAACUUGGCAGUAACUCCAGUUGCCUUUGACCUGGAUAUUCUCCAACCUGGAUGACUAACAACGCUUAUGAAGUAAUUUUUAUAAUGUUUUACAUGCAGCCUUUGUCUAUUCACACUGAGGAGUGGUAAUUAAAUAAAAACGAAAACAGAUACAAGCAGAAAGCAUCAUCAUGUCUGCUAUUAAACAGCCUUUGUUUUCUUUUGGUUAAAGUCAAAUUUCAGUCAACGUGUAGCUGGUGGAACAUUCACAGACACAGCUGAAACUGUUAUAAUUGUUUGUUUUCUGUGAUCACAUUGCAGAAGCAGGUUACAGUGUGAUGUGCAUGGAUCUAGAGAAGUGCUUUUAUAUUUCCUUCCACCUUAUCCCAAAGAGCUGUCCAUGAACUUCCUCCAAAAGCUGAAGUGUUUUUGAUCUGUGUGUGUUAUUUUCAUGGAGUGGGGAUGUUAAACAAACAUGAAAAAAAAAGAAAUUUAAAUUAGUCAGUGUACAGAAAUACAGUUUUGUUUUCAUUUUCAGUUUGUCAUUCAGUUAUUUAAUGCCAUCUGAUCUAUUUUCCUAUCCAUGGUUAUAUUUCUUAACCAUAACUAAUUUAAUCAAAUCUGGACUGAGCUUUCCUGUAUUUUUGUGCCUAAUUCAAGAAUUGUUCAGUUAUGGGUGAUUGCUGUAAAUCUAGUUUUUGUAAAAUAUGUUAAUACAAGAGAACUCAAUAAACAGCUUCUACAGCUUUUUAACAAGA
Betta splendens (Siamese fighting fish) is the source of this 3840-nucleotide messenger RNA. Its product is annotated as E3 ubiquitin-protein ligase AMFR-like. The record is from RefSeq and is a predicted model, not a curated record. Gene Ontology annotation, molecular function: ubiquitin protein ligase activity; ubiquitin binding. The transcript is spliced from 14 exons. Gene Ontology annotation, biological process: ubiquitin-dependent protein catabolic process; protein K48-linked ubiquitination; endoplasmic reticulum unfolded protein response. Gene Ontology annotation, cellular component: ubiquitin ligase complex; cytosol; endoplasmic reticulum. Lineage: Eukaryota; Metazoa; Chordata; Actinopteri; Anabantiformes; Osphronemidae. The coding region runs from base 234 to 2099 and encodes 621 amino acids.